AUGUUGACUGAAUCAGAAAAAUACGUGUCCGAGGACUGUCCGCUACUGCCUAUUACCUCCUUGGAUGUUAAAACCACCUACCAGCCGCAUGCAUUACUGGGCAUGUCAUACGUAGCAAUGUCAUCCGUGUGCUUUAGUCUCAUGUCGACAAUGAUCAAGUUCAACACAUACACAAUGACAUCGAUCGAGGCCAUUUUCUGGCGCUCCAGUGUCGCCAUGAUACUGAAUUACGUGUUGAUCUGGUACACUGGCAAGACGUUGUACGUUGUGCCAGAAAACCGGAUGAUGCUGUUUUACCGUUGCUUGGCUGGGUUUUCGUCGAUUUCGUUUGCGUUCUACGCGCUAUCGCAAAUGGUGCUUGCGGACAGCAGUGUCAUUGUUUUUACAUCACCUGUCUUCACCUUCUUUCUCGGAGCCUGCCUGUUGCAUGAGAACAUUGAUAUUCCCAGUUUCGCGUGUGCGCUGCUGUCGUUUGGAGGCUUGAUUUGUGUGGUUCGACCCGGCUUCAUCUUCGGAUACAACCAUGCUACAGCUCAAACCGAUGGUUCAUUGAUUGCGGUUGGAUCAGCCCUGCUUGGAGCCAUUGGUCAAGCAUUCGUGUUUGUCACUGUGCGAAAGCUGAAGGGCGUCCAUUUCAUGGUUGUUGUGCACUACUUCAUGCUGUUCAGCACCAUCGGAUCGCUUGUGUACAUGCUAUUGGUACAACGGGUCUUUGUAGUGCCAGCAACGCUCGGUGUCUGGUUAUCUGUCAUCGGUAGCGGUCUAUUGACUUUUGUUGGGCAGCUAUUGCUUACCAAGGGCUUUCAACUCGAGAAGGCAGGUAUUGCCUCGGUGAUGCGUUACUUGGACGUGGUUUGUGUCUUUAUCUGGGACUACCUGUUGCUUGGUGAGAAGAUAAACUGCUGGAGUAUUGUGGGCGCCGCUAUCAUUUGUUCAUGCGCCGUUGUGAUUGCACUGCGCAAGGCACACUUGAGUUAG
This is a messenger RNA of Peronospora belbahrii, 978 nucleotides long. The record is from the annotation of a GenBank genome assembly. NCBI's taxonomy places the organism in Eukaryota, Oomycota, Peronosporomycetes, Peronosporales, Peronosporaceae.